UCCACCCUACGGUGCUCCGCAAAGGACAACAGAGCUCAAAAACGCAAUUGACGCUCCGCAACGAAACUGCGUCCUGAAUAGGAGGGCGGUGGUUUGACUAACGGUACUACUACUAUCUUUAUCAGAGACUACAGGUAUUGUGUGUACGGUGAUGCUGCGUGACAGUAUGAGGCCAAGCGGAGCUCUAGCGACAGUGAUGCUGCUGGUACUCAUCCAGCUCCUGUGUUUCAAACCACUUCAUGCCGAAGAAUCAGGGACGGUUAUUCCCGCUGAGAGCCGACCAUGUGUUGACUGUCAUGCCUUUGAGUUCAUGCAGAGAGCCUUGCAAGACCUGAAGAAAACAGCUUUCAACUUAGACUCACGGACGGAGAGUUUGGUGCUGAGGGCCGAGAGGAGGGCACUGUGUGACUGCAUGCCUGCCAGCAGCCUGCGCUAAAAAACCAGCCGUAAACACUGCACUCAGACAUAGAAAUCUUUAUAUACCUAAAGGAUACUACCUGCUCUCUCUGUCAUACACACUCUUUUACUCUCAAACAUGUUUCCUGUCACGUUUUACAUGAAACAUUUAUCCGUCAUUGUAGUAUGUGCAUAGAGGAUCAUAAAUACACAUUCCUGACUGAAGAAGUCACAACGCAGCAUUCCACAGGUUAAAUGUCAAUGUUGAGAGGCACAUACAUAUUAGGACAGGAGGUAAUGCAUUGAACUUUCCAUAAGUGUGUGUAAAGACAAGGGGUAAGUGUUUCCUCUCCAGGCACAAUGCACUGCAAAAUAUACUCCGAACACUGAACAUUAUUUAUCAUAAUUAUUUGCACAGCACACUAUGUUUUUUCAAAUGUUUAACUGCUUUUUAUAUUUGUGUUCUAGAAAUAUAUGAUUAACUGUCACAAUAGUCUAGCAGGUUUUAACUUAGAUUUAUUAAAUAUCAGAAUUUAAGUGUAGUUCAGGCAGUGUUAUAGAGAGUUUGCUGUAAGAUUAUUAGAUGAUAGAUAUAUGACUAGAAAAGAACCUGCAUGUAUAGUGAUAGUCUAGAAUUUUAUAUGAGAAUUUAUGAAGGAGGUACAAAAAAAUGGAUGGUUUCCUAUAGAGAUUACUUUGGUACUAAGAUGUAAGUUCACAGCUGUAACAACGUCUUUUUGUGUGUAGCGAAAGUGCAUUAAAACGUGAUGUAUUUCA
Molecule: messenger RNA, 1173 nt
Organism: Labeo rohita (rohu)
Lineage: Eukaryota; Metazoa; Chordata; Actinopteri; Cypriniformes; Cyprinidae
Gene: nicol1
Product: chromosome 7 C4orf48 homolog
Exons: 4
Coding region: 152-436 (94 amino acids)
Source: RefSeq, a predicted model, not a curated record